Molecule: messenger RNA, 1917 nt
Organism: Leucoraja erinaceus (little skate)
Lineage: Eukaryota; Metazoa; Chordata; Chondrichthyes; Rajiformes; Rajidae
Product: vascular endothelial growth factor C-like
Exons: 7
Coding region: 63-1400 (445 amino acids)
Biological process (GO): response to hypoxia; positive regulation of endothelial cell proliferation; positive regulation of protein phosphorylation
Cellular component (GO): membrane
Molecular function (GO): vascular endothelial growth factor receptor 3 binding; growth factor activity; chemoattractant activity
Source: RefSeq, a predicted model, not a curated record
UGUGUUCACUAGCCGGGGCCACAGCGCGUUGUGUCCACACACAGGGGGCAGCGGUGGCAGCGAUGCGGCCGGGACACCAGCGGCUGGCGGACCCGCUCUGUCAACGCUCCCCGCCGGGCUAUUGCCCGCUCCUCUCCCUCUCCAUCUCCCUCUCCCUCUCCCUCAUCCUCCUCUCCCUCUCCGCUGCUCACCACCCCGAACACCCGCAUCACCCCGACCACCACGACCACCCGCACCGCCGCGACCAGGCUCACAGUCAGGGUCAGGCCACCAGCCAGCUGGAGCAGCAGCUGAGAUCUGCGGCCAGCAUCAUCGAGCUGAUGGACAUCUUCUACCCUGAGUAUCGCCGCAUCCAGGAGUGUCUGCAGAGGAGAUCCACCAUGGCCAAACACGCCCGCAGGGAGGUGGAGGAGGAGCAGGAGGAGGAGGAGGAGGAGGAGUGGACAGAGGCAGCUGCCUUCACCGUCCUGUGGAGAGAGGAGGAUCUAAGAAAUAUUGAACUUGAAUGGGAAAGGACUCAGUGUAAGCCUAGAGAAGUGUGCUUGGAUUUGGGGAGAGAGCUUGGGACUGCAACAAACAACUUCUACAAACCCCCGUGUGUGUCUGUCCACAGAUGUGGAGGCUGCUGCAACAAUGAAGGGUUCCAGUGCAUCAACGUCAGCACAGCCUUCGUGAGUAAAACUCUGAUGGAGAUCACUAUUCCACAGGUUGGCCUGUCCAGGCCGGUGGUCAUUAGCUUCAUCAACCACACAGCAUGCGGCUGCCACCCCAGGCACAUCUUCAGCCACUCGCACUCCAUCAUCAGGAGGUCCUUCCACGUCUCCCCAACCAGUUGCGUUAUGGGGAACGAGACGUGUCCACGCGGGCACCAUUGGGACUCCCAUCACUGCGGAUGUGUCAGCGUGCAUGAGGUCUCUGCUCCCCCCGCCAGCACGGCAGAACCAGAUGUGACUGAGGGUGAGUUUGAUGACUUCUGUGGCCCGUACAUGGUGUUUGAUGAAGACUCCUGCAGCUGCGUCUGCACCAACCGGCCGUCCAGCUGUCACCCCAGCAAGGAAUUUGAUGAGAACACGUGUAGAUGUGUCUGCUUCAACAAGCAACAUCGCGGCUUGUGUCGGGAGGAGGAGCAGGAGGAGUGGGACGAUGAUGCGUGUCAGUGUGUGUGCAGGAAGAGCUGCCCCAGGCACCUGCCUCUCAACACCAACACCUGUAGCUGUGAAUGCUCAGAGUCACCAGCGUCGUGCUUCCGCAGAGGCAAGAAGUUUGACCCAUACACCUGCAGGUGCUACAGGUUACCUUGUCGCAGCCAGGUGAGGCAGUGCCAGCCAGGUCUUUACUUCAGCCACUUUGUCUGCAGCUGCCUGCCCCUGUACAUGAAGGAAUACCAGACUGAAGACUGACACACACACACUCUGCUUUCUGCCUUGCUUUGUCCGUGAAGGCAUUCACCUUCUCCAGCCUGCAGCACUUACAAAGUACUUUUCAUUUUGGAUUCUACACAAUCUAGUGGGUAUGUGGAGCACGGAGGCGUGCCAAUGAGACUGCGUGAUGAGAUGGGCUCCGGUCCUCAUUGUCUGAACAGGUUUGGCUCAUUCAUGGAACGUACAGAAUGAGUGGGUGUGAUUAACAGCGUCAUAAUCACGGCAAGAUACAUAUUAUAGUUUGUACUAAAUCAUUAACUCUUCACAGCACAAUCAGAAUGAAUCACGGAUGUCUGGUGAUGCCGGGUCUUGGCAGGAACUGCAUUACUUUGUCCAAAGCAAUGCUUUUAUUGACACCAGGAGAUACUGCUGGAAAUUAAUCCAGAUGUUUCAGAAUAGAUCAUUGUUUGUACAUCUUAAACUGAUUUUAUGCCACUAUGGAUGAGCAAAAUAGCUUAAGCAAUAUGACUUUGUCAGUUGAAAACCAAAAGAAAAA